CGUCCGUCUUCUUUGCUUCUGGUUCAUAGAUGACAUGACAUAUGAAAUGUCGCUCUUGUAGGCAAUGAGUAGUAAUUUGAUGCAAAACAUUUUGAUUUUAACAUUUUUCGUUCAGUUCGUGUUAAUAUGUAUUAAUAAGAUUGUAUGAGCUUAUACUCGUGUUAGUUGGCGUGACUGAUUUUCUUAUAUAUAAAUAAUUAGGUAUCAAAACUAGGGCAAUGGAUCUUGAGGACAAUGCAAUGGGUUUAACCCAUGAACAGACGGACAAAAUACUUCAAUUUCAAGAUUUAACUGGAAUAGAAGAUAUGUCAAUAUGCAGAGACGUUCUACAAAGGCAUCAGUGGGAUCUGGAGGUGGCGAUACAGGAACAGUUGAAUAUCAGAGAGGGUCGACCAUCAGUGUUUGCUACAGAGGCUCGCGCGCCUCCUGUGGUACAUGACCACAUAGCACAGCAAGUGUUCACAGAUGAGGCUCCGGAAGGGCCCGGUGGGGUUCGGGGCCUGUUCCACUAUGUAGUUAACCUUGUAGUGUCUGUGUGUUACAGCACAAUAACAUCAGUGCUGAACUUGCUCCUUAGUUUUGUGCGCAAUGAUGACAGAAGAUUGGUGACUGAUCCAUUGGGAGAUGUUAUGGGAUUUAUCAACAACUACACAUCUCGCUUCAACCCCCAUCCUGUGUUUUACCAGGGCACAUAUGCACAAGCCCUUAAUGAUGCCAAGAACGAGCUGCGUUUCCUUAUUGUAUACCUACACUCUGAGUCAGCCUCAGAAACGCAAAACUUUUGCAGGACGACCCUGGCAGAUCCAGAGGUGAUCCAGUACAUAAACACGCACGCCCUGUUUUGGGGUUGUUCGGUGGAGAGUGGUGAGGGUUGGCGCGUGGCUCAGUCGGUGGGCGGGCGGCGCUACCCCCUGCUUUGCGUCGUGUGCGUCCGCGAGCACCGCAUGACGGUGGUGGCGCGCUCCGAGGGUGCCUGCAGCGCGCACCAGCUGCUGCAGCGUCUGCGCCGCGUCGUCACUGACAACGAGCCACAUCUAGCUGCCGCCAGGGCUGAUAGAGUGGAGCGUGAAGUGACGGCACGCCUGCGGGCGGCGCAGGACGAGGCGUACGCGGAGUCGCUGGCGGCCGACCAGGAGAAGGAGCGGCGCCGCGCCGCCGACCGCGCCGCGCGGGAACUGCGCGAGCACGAGGACCUCCAGCGCAGGCAGCAGGAGGAACGCCACAAGCUGGACCUGGUGGCGGCCCGCCAAGCGAUGGCAGCGCGCCUGGCCCCCGAGCCGGCGGUGGGCAACGGUACUGUAGUACUGCUGAUACGAUUGCCUGGAGGGGAGAGGCUCACUCGACGCUUCACACUCACGCACACCACGCAGGAUUUAUAUGACUUCGUGUUCAGUCAUCCGCAGUCUCCAGAAGAGUUUGAGAUCACGACCAACUUCCCCAAGCGUGUCCUCGCCCGCGGUGCCAACAGCCUCAUGGACGUCGGACUAAAGGAUCGCGACGUACUCUUUGUCAACGAUAUAAAUGCAUAAAAUGCGUUAGUGCUCUCAUAUAGGUACAUAGCUAGUAACAUCUUGUUGGGAUUACCAUGGAGUAGUACGCAAAUGAAGAUCUAUGGGAUGAGUGUUGAAGAAUGUUUGUCG
This is a messenger RNA of Spodoptera exigua (beet armyworm), 1640 nucleotides long. The record is from the annotation of a GenBank genome assembly. NCBI's taxonomy places the organism in Eukaryota, Metazoa, Arthropoda, Insecta, Lepidoptera, Noctuidae.